Messenger RNA from Alosa sapidissima (American shad), 4119 nucleotides. Its product is annotated as scavenger receptor cysteine-rich type 1 protein M160. NCBI's taxonomy places the organism in Eukaryota, Metazoa, Chordata, Actinopteri, Clupeiformes, Clupeidae. Gene Ontology annotation, cellular component: membrane. The coding region runs from base 12 to 3794 and encodes 1260 amino acids. The record is from RefSeq and is a predicted model, not a curated record. The transcript has 17 exons.
UCCCCUUUGCAAUGAUGAUUUUCUUACUACUAUACUUGCACAUACAGACCAUCCAUGGGCAGAACAAACUGAUCCUCAGCGGUGGCUCCAACGCAUGUGAAGGCCGAGUGGAUGUCUACCAUCAGGGCAAAUGGGGCCAUGUUGGACCCAUCAACUGGCACAUCGAAAACAGUAAUGUUGUGUGCAGAAGCCUGAAUUGUGGCACUGCCCUCGAAACUACGUUUGGGUUCAAGGAUGACCACCAUUUAACACAACAGGUUUGGGCAGAUGAUAUUAAGUGUGAAGGGACUGAGAAACACCUCUGGGACUGCCCGUCUCCAACAUGGGGUAUUGUAAAGUCCAGCCACCUGCAGCAUGUUUAUAUCAAAUGCUCUGACAAACCUGAACCCAGCCUGGUACUGAAGGGAAGAACGGGAUGUGCUGGAUUUGUGCGACUCAAUACAACAAAAGACAAUCACGUUUAUCUGUGCUCAGGUGAUUGGGAGAAACAUCAAGACCACGCAGAACAGCUGUGUAAAACGCUGUCCUGUGGACGAGCCACACAGAGUCCAGUGUCCCAUGGAUUCAAAGAAACUGGCAAAAUUCAACCCUACACUUGCCUUAGGAAUGAUCUCUCUCUCUGGCAGUGUGUGGACUGGACUUCUGCCCGUUGUGUUACACCUGCUAGUGUAACCUGCUCAAAGCAUUUGUUCUUCCGUCUAAAGGGAAAUGCAAAAGUCAAUCUGUGCUCAGGUAGCCUGGAAGUAUAUAAGGAUACUACCUGGCAGACUGUGAGCUCGAAGGACUAUCGCAACAUCUCGCAACAUUGGAGCCCCAAUGACAUAUGUAACCAGGUGAAUUGUCGAGACAGCUUGACAGAACCAAAUGAAACAUCCUCAAAUGUCUAUCUCAACUGCUCAGAGCAAGUCAGCAUAUCAUUGAAAGAUGCAGGACAGCAAAGCCAUUGUUAUGGGGUUGUCUACUUGAAAAAGACGAAAAGUGAAGAGGCAGUGUGUGUCAACAGUGAAAUGAUUGGUCGUUUGGUGUGUCGGGAGCUGGGCUGUGGUGAUUUCAUGUUUACCAGCAACAAAGGCAUUUUCCAGCCAGCACAAUGGACGGGCAUGUCCUGCGAAAACCAUGCAGAGUCCCUGUGGCACUGCCAGAGUGACAACUGUAAUAAAAAAAACACAGCCAUUAUUUGCUCAGAAAGCAUUGAUGUGCGCCUCAGUAAUGGUCUGGAUAAGUGUUCUGGAAGAGUGGAGAUCUACUACAAGGGCGCAUGGAAGAGAGUGCGCGCAAAUGACUGGAAACGUGUGCACUCUGACAUAGUUUGCUCCCAUUUACAAUGUGGGAAGGGCUACAGGGAGGGGCAUGAUCUUUUUGUUGAUGGGGACGCACUGGACACACUGGAACUGUCACUGAAGGCCCAAUGUCAGUCCGACGACCCCAUUCAUAAAUGUCUGGAGGAAAAUGGCAGGUCUAAUUCUCAAGAUAAUUUCAUAAAGGUUGUCUGCCAAGAUAGCCAGAUGUUCUUUGUGGAAAAGAAAUCCUCUUGCUCAGGAAUGGUUGGAGUGGAGCAGGCAGGGAAGAGUUACUCCCUCUCCGGACAGCCAGGCGUUUGGAAUGACAGCGCCGCGGAACACGUCUGUCAGAAGAUGCAGUGUGGCCACAUGGCCAACUACAGCACAUCCGUUAACCACACGGCCAGUGACUGGAUGCAGCUUGACUGCCCAGUGUCCAGUGACAAUUGCACGCUUCGACGAGCCAGCUCAAUCACCACUGAGGCUGCUGAAGUGACAUGCACUGAUGAGGUGACCCUGAAAUUAACAAACGACAACAAGGAUUUGGAGAAGAGCAAGCGUCGGUGCUGGGGUGAGGUCAACGUGUGCCACGGAGAUGCUUGCCAUGGGGUCUGCGGGGAUGUGUGGAGCGAAAAGCACUCCGAGAUGCUGUGCCAGGACCUGGGCUGUGGAAGACCUGUCACCAACCUCGAACACAAGUCCCCGAAUACCCUCAAAGCGACCGUCAGCAGUGUGCACUGCCCGUCCAAAGUGUCCGACUUGAGCCGCUGCAGAUUUGUAAUGAACGCGACCUGUAAGGUGUCUACUAUCUAUGUUGUCUGCUCAGGUAGCCUCAAGUCCAAGCUGAGUGAUCCUCGGGAUAAGUGCGGAGGCAAAAUGGAGGCCUUUCUAGCAGGGUCCUGGCAGCCUGUAUGUGGUGAUGUUAAUGUUAUGAAAACAAUCUGCACAGAAACGGGCUGUGGAGGAGUAAUAACUCCUACAGCAGCAGACAGAAUGACCAACUCGAAGGCCAAAGUGAUCAAAUGUGACCAGGCUUUCCAGUCCCUAGUGAACUGCACAGUAACGAAAGAACCCUGUGACAAACAGCGCAUCCCCAGAGUCAGAUGCUCAGGCUGGAGUCGUCCGGUGGUGGUGGGGAAGAGUGCGUGCAGCGGUGGCGUGUUCGUCAAGACGGAAGCCCCCGAGCGCCUCCAUGCCAUGAGCUCAACCGGCUGGGGCGACAGGGAAUCAAGAGCACUGUGCAAGAGUCUGGACUGCGGGGACCUGGUGACAAACAGCAGCGGGCCCACCGUCAGUUUCGAGAACUGGUGGAACAAAACCUACAACUGCAACGAUGGAGACCAGAGCAUUUGGAACUGCGAGGAAAAACACCUACCAGUUGAAAAGCAACAGUUGAACAUCAGUUGCCAGGAACAUCGGUUCAUAAAUCUGACUGAUUUAUGUUAUGGAGAGGUGAUCAUCAGUGGUAAAAGUCGUGAGAGGGUCUGCAAAACCGGGUGGACCGAGUUCAUGUCCAGAAUUUUAUGUCAACACCUGGAAUGUGGCAACCCUGUAGACACUGAUUAUGCAGCUUCUCCAUUGACUGGUGAGGCGCAUCAUUUCAGUUGCACUGGUGCUGAAAUAAACCCCCUGCAGUGUAAAUCAGAAAAAGGCCAAUGUGAUAGUGGACCAGCUUCUGUGGUCUGUUCAAAGAGCUUGAACUUUAAUCUGACGGACCAGUGCGGAGGGGAGAUCCAAGUGCUCUACGGUGGUGAAUUGAAGCCUGCAUGCCUCAAGAAAGGAAAUACGCCCAGUCUUCUAUGCAACCAGGUCAAAGGAUGCGGGAACGUCAACAGCAGCAAGAAAAGCUUGCCCAGACGUGGCCAGAGAAAAGAUCAUCUUCCAUUCUCGUGUGAUUUGGACAAAGACCUAGAGUACUGUAUGAGACUCUCCUCUUGUGAGAAGGAUGACUUAACUGAGUUAUACUGUGAUGGUUUCAAAGAGAUAACCCCUCCUCCUGAACUCCCCAUCAAUUUCAUUGUGGGAGUUUCUGUUGGACUGCCACUGCUGGUGAUAGCGAUCGCACUGGUACUGUGGCAAAGAAGACAUAUUCUGUAUAGGCUGCGUGGGAGACGGGCCUUUUCCCAGACCAGAUCAACUCUUGCAAGUGAUAACUUUGAGGAUAUAGAGCUCAAUGUGAAAGAAGAGAGAGAUAUUGGACUGAAGAGUCAAGCAAAUGGACAGGGGAAAGGUCUGGAUAGCCAAGCCUCCUCCGAGUAUGAUGACGUUGAUGAGGAAGCAGACGCUGGAUUUAACAGUGCAGAUGAAGCCCCCCCUCUUCCAGACAGACCAGCCCUUGGUGGAGAACUGGACGAUGGUGAUGAUUAUACAGAUGGCUACGACGACGUGGACCAACUACCACUGGAAGAGGAAGAAGACCCAGAGGAGCCGGGCGUGCCGCCCCAGCCUGAGGAGAGCUCGGUGCCUGUGCCGUUGGAUGAGGAGGACUACGUCCAGCCAGAUGACGACAAGUGAGGAAAGCGGAGUGGAGUGGAGGUGACCUUUUACUGUCUCAGAAAAUGUAAACAUUGUGGGUGAGAUUGAGCUCAUGGCAGGUUAAAUGUUGUGUGUCUGCACCCCCUGCCCCCAUGUUCAUCUACUCUAAAACAACAAAAUAGUCUUUCUCCUUUCUCCUAAAAAUACAAAUUGGUACACACAAACACAAUAGCAUUGCUUAUUUUUUUAUUUGUUUUCCUCCCAAAUGAAUCAGAAAGAGCUUGAUGCAUGUAAAAGUUAGAAUAUAUAUACAACCCCAAAACAGAAAAAGUUAGGACGUUGUGUAAAAUGUAAAUAAAAACAG